AUGCCCUACAUUUCUCGUUACGGUACGGAUGAGCAAAAGAGGAAGUAUCUACCAAACAUGACCAGCGGAAGGUGUAUAGGUGCAAUCGCCAUGACUGAGCCGGCUGCUGGCAGCGACCUCCAAGGUAUCCGAACCAAUGCCAAACGCGAGGGAACCGACUGGGUUCUAAAUGGGUCAAAGGUAUUUAUCACCAACGGUUAUAUGUGUGAUAUGGUGAUCGUGGUUGCUAUCACAAAUCAACAAGCAAAGUCACCGGCUCAUGGCAUCAGUCUGUUCCUGGUCGAUGCUGGUACAUCUGGAUUUACCAAGGGCCGCAAGCUAAUAAAGAUGGGCCUCAAAGCACAGGAUACGGCGGAAUUGUUUUUUGAGAAUGUCCGUCUACCAGCUGCCCAACUUUUGGGAGAGGAGAACCGCGGUUUCUUUUUGCUAAUGAAUGAAUUGCCCCAAGAACGUCUUCUGAUAGCAGACAUUUCUCAGGCCGGAGCAGAAUUUGUGUUUGAGACUACUCGCAGUUACGCGAAGUCGCGCAAAGCUUUUCAACGAACAUUGAGCGAUCUGCAAACUGUUCAGCAUCGUUUGGCUGAAAUGAAGACCAGUAUUUGCGUGUCUCGGGCCUUUGUAGAUCAGUGCUUAGAACUGUUAAAUCAAGGACGUCUGGACUCGAGUAUGGCAUCCAUGGCCAAAUAUUGGGCAAGUGAUCUUUUCAAUCGCGUGGCUCACGAUGGUGUUCAACUUCAUGGCGGUUGGGGUUACAUGUGGGAUUAUGCAGUGUGCAAGGCAUAUGUGGAUUCCCGGGUCCAAUCGAUUUACGGUGGCUCAAACGAGAUAAUGAAAGAACUAAUCGCUCGGUCUAUUAUGAAAGAUUGA
Messenger RNA from Echinostoma caproni, 867 nucleotides. The record is from the annotation of a GenBank genome assembly. Lineage: Eukaryota; Metazoa; Platyhelminthes; Trematoda; Plagiorchiida; Echinostomatidae.